CAUGGUCCCUCCCGAGGGUCUCUAAUAGCAGAGCCCGGGUGGAGUCAGAGCUGGGCAUUACAAGUUCUUCUUCUGUCUAUCGUGCCGUCACAGCCGGGUUCUCCAGAUGUGGCUGGCUGGCCCACUUCACGAAGUGGGCAUGCUUCUGUACUCUGGAGGGUGUCAGGAGUGCAGGGAUGAGGGGAGGACUGGGCCUCUCUCACACACUUCCGGCUGCCACGUGGGAGUGGUGUUUACAGCACAUAGCGUUCUUCCUUCUUCGGAGUCCUGGGAACUGCUGCCCAGCCCCCAGCCUGAUAGGGCAGCCAAGGUGACAAGGGUGGCCGGAGGAGCAGGUCCAGGUCCGGGGGUUCUUUGUUGCUGUCUUCCUGUCACCUCUUCCUGGAGACCUGAAGUUUCACCUUGUGAAUCCUGCCUAGUCUCAUGGAGGCCUUCAGAUGACUAGGCAGUGCUGGUGUCAGGACUGUACCUGAUUUGAGAAUUGAGGCUGCCACUCCUAGAACCCUUCCUACCCACUCCCAACACUUCUUUAUCUUGGGCAGCCAGAACCUGGGCAGUGUGGCAGGUGGCAGCUGUGAGCCCCUUGUCUACAUUGCCUCAUCCCUGCCAAGUAGGGAGUCUUGGAGGAGGGCAAGAAUCCUCUGGAGAAUCCCUAGGCUCUCCUCUCCCUAGCCACUCUAUCUUUGUCCUGGACCAGUGUCCAUGGGCCCCAGGAGUAUUUGGGGUACUUGAUUUUGGCUGCAGUGGGACAGUCAUGUCUUCUCAGGAGGUGGGUCCACCAUUUUCAGCCUGAUGCCCUUGGGGCUGUGCCCCCUGGGCUGGUGCUUUGCGGGUUUGCCCACCCACCCAGAUCUGGUAAGUAGGUGAAGGUUGAAGCCGGUCAGAGUUGACCCUCUGCUUUUCCACUCUCCUGGGCCACUUGCCAUACCACAUCAUGCUGAGUGACUCAUGGGGACAAGCAAUUGGGAAAUACUGGGCAGAGGGCAGGUCCCAGUCCCAGACGGCUAAUCCUUGGUAUCUGCCAUCCCCAGGGUGGUGGCCUGCCUCCCUCCACCUAGGGACAGGUGGUAAAGUUCCAGUCAUAAGCCAGGUUUCAACAUGGACCCUGAGAACCUUCAGGGUGAGGCAGGUGCCAACAUCAUUGAAGUGUCCAAGGAGGCCCGGAAGCGGUUCCUGGGUCCUCUGCACCCCUCCUUCAACUUGGUGAAGACCAUUCGUGGCUGCCUACUGAAGACCCUGCCCCCUGAUUGCCAUGAACGUGCCAGUGGACGCCUGGGUAUCUCCCUGACCCGUGUUUCAGAUGGAGAGAAUGUCAUCAUAUCACACUUUAGCUCCAAAGAUGAGCUCAUCCAGGCCAAUGUCUGCAGUACUUUCAUCCCUGUAUACUGUGGCCUCAUCCCUCCUACCCUCCAAGGGGUGCGCUACGUGGAUGGCGGCAUUUCAGACAACCUGCCACUCUAUGAGCUGAAGAACACCAUCACGGUGUCCCCGUUCUCUGGGGAGAGUGACAUCUGCCCACAGGACAGCUCCACCAACAUCCAUGAGCUUCGGGUCACCAACACCAGCAUCCAGUUCAAUCUGCGAAACCUUUAUCGCCUCUCCAAGGCCCUCUUCCCUCCAGAGCCCAUGGUGCUUCGAGAGAUGUGCAAGCAGGGUUACAGAGAUGGGCUGCGUUUCCUUAGGAGGAAUGGCCUCCUGAACCAGCCCAAUCCCUUGCUGGCACUGCCCCCAAAUCCCCCCCAGGAAGAGGAUGCAGAGGAAGCGGCUGUGGCGGAGGAGAGGACCCGAGAAGUGGACCAUUUGCAGCCCCAUGGGGAAGAUCAAAUUCUAGAACACCUGCCGGCCAGGCUCAAUGAGGCCUUGCUGGAGGCCUGUGUGGAGCCCAAAGACCUGAUGACCACACUGUCCAACAUGCUGCCAGUGCGCCUGGCAACCGCCAUGAUGGUACCCUAUACUCUGCCACUGGAGAGUGCAGUGUCCUUCACCAUCCGCUUGUUGGAGUGGCUGCCUGAUGUUCCUGAGGAUAUCCGGUGGAUGAAGGAGCAGACAGGUAGCAUCUGCCAGUACCUGGUGAUGCGGGCCAAGAGGAAACUGGGUGACCAUCUGCCCUCCAGACUGUCGGAGCAGGUGGAACUGCGCCGAGCCCAGUCGCUACCUUCUGUGCCCCUAUCUUGCGCCACCUACAGCGAGGCACUGCCCAGCUGGGUACGAAACAACCUCUCCCUGGGAGAUGCGCUGGCCAAAUGGGAGGAAUGUCAACGUCAGCUGCUGCUGGGUCUCUUCUGUACCAAUGUGGCCUUCCCUCCUGAUGCCCUGCGUAUGCAUGCGCCUGCCAGCCCUGCCCCCAAGGACCCUGCAACCCCACAGCAUCCACCUGGCCUGCCACCUUGCUGAGAGCCACGCCCACCUUUCCCAGCUAAGCUCCAAACUGUCCUGCUCUGCUAGUAGGAGCCUUGGGGCUGACCAAGACCCUGUCCCCUGGCUCUCCCCCUUACAAACUGUGGAGUGAGGAGAUAGGGCCCUGCACAGCUGCUGUGAACCCCCUUCAACCAGCCACUCACUUGCUGCUCUGGAUGGGGAGGGGUGAGGAGUAGCCCUCCCCUGGGGCCCACAGAGGUUCCCCUUCACCUUUGCCUUACUCUCCUGUCCAUGCCCACCACUUUCUCAGUGCAGGGUCACUUUUGCAAACUCCACAUCUGCUCCCAGUUUUUCAAGUUUCCUUACAACAUGUGAAAAAUUAUUUAUUUUUUGCCAAAGUAGCUACAAUAAAAGCCACAGCUCAACUUC
Molecule: messenger RNA, 2787 nt
Organism: Nannospalax galili (Upper Galilee mountains blind mole rat)
Lineage: Eukaryota; Metazoa; Chordata; Mammalia; Rodentia; Spalacidae
Gene: Pnpla2
Product: patatin like phospholipase domain containing 2
Exons: 9
Coding region: 1099-2394 (431 amino acids)
Biological process (GO): triglyceride catabolic process; lipid homeostasis; positive regulation of triglyceride catabolic process
Cellular component (GO): membrane; cytoplasm; lipid droplet
Molecular function (GO): triacylglycerol lipase activity
Source: RefSeq, a predicted model, not a curated record